AUGAUGGAGAACAGCGGCAUGGAUGCGCAUCAGGUUGAUAUCGAUUCGGAAUUUGAGCCCCACGGUCGGUCGCGGUCGUGCACCUGGCCGCUGCCGUGUCCGGAGGAUUUCCCCGGGGGAGAGGAGGCGAGCCGGGGUCUGGCCCUGGCGUCGGUCAAAGUGGAGCAGUACAACGUGCCCGCGUGCCGGGCCGAGAGAAAAGGCGGCGCGCCGGCGGAGCUCAAGCAUCCAGCCGGCGCCCCGGCCCCGGUGGUCGCGGCUCCCGCCUGCAUGUCCGGGGCUGCGCUUGACGUGGCCGGCCAGCUGCGCAAAGCCAAGUCCUCCCGGCGGAACGCGUGGGGGAACCUGUCGUACGCCGACCUCAUCACCCGUGCCAUCGAGAGCACCCCGGAGAAGAGACUCACCCUGUCCCAGAUUUAUGACUGGAUGGUUCGCUUUGUUCCUUAUUUCAAGGAUAAAGGCGACAGCAACAGUUCAGCCGGAUGGAAGAACUCGAUCAGACACAACCUGUCCUUACACAGUCGCUUCAUACGGGUGCAAAAUGAAGGGACAGGGAAGAGUUCUUGGUGGAUGCUGAACCCAGAGGGUGGGAAGAUGGGAAAGGGACCCAGGCGACGUGCAGCAUCUGUAGACAAUGGGACUCGCUAUCUGAAGACUAAAGGUCGAAUCAGCCGGAAGAGAGCAGGGGCUAUAGGCCUUGGACGGGGACACGGUCAAGGGGGUGGACCAGCAUUGCAAGGCUCCCCGGAGCAUGGCAGUCCAGCAGGUAAAGGAGGUGUGGGCAUGGGGGGUGAGGACUAUGACACCUGGACGGAUCUCCAUUCCCGCACCUCCUCCUCUGCCUCCACGCUGAGUGGCUGCCUGUCCCCGAUCUUGGCUGAGGCGGAGGCAGAUGAACCAGAGGAGGGUGGGUUGUCCUGUUCAGCCUCCCCUCGAUUGUACCCCAGUCCUACCAGCACCCGUUCCCCGGCCCUGGGCACUGGGGGCCACUGCCCCACUGUGGAGCUGCCCCAGCUGACUGAUCUGACUGGUGCUAUCAGUCUCGAUGAGAGUGGCUACCCCCAGCCACCACCAAUCAAAUGCAACGGUUAUCCCUAUGUGCCUGGACCCAAGGCGGAGGGCUCUUACUGCGGGCCCAUUUAUGGACAGUCUUCCCUGGGGAUGCUCAGGCAUCACACUCCCAUGGAGACCAUCCAGGAGAACAAGCCAGUUAGCUUCCAGCGCCCAAUGAGAGGCUACUCAGAGAACAACGCCCUGCAGAGUCUACUCACCGGGGGUCCUGCAUACUGCAACAAAGACACAGUACUAGUCCAGGGACGGGAAACACACACACUAAUAACACAGGGAACCAAUGGUGUUCACAACCAGCACAACCACAAUCAGAAUCGCAGCCACAAUCACAGCCAAGAGCAUGCUCACAAUCCCAGUCUACACAAUGGCCAUGGCUCCAUCCACGACCAGAACACAACCCACCAUCAGAACCACAAUCAGGGUCACAAACACCAAGCCAGCCUCGAAUACAGCCACAGCCACAAGCCCCACCCUGCCCAUGACUAUGUUAACCCCAGCCAUGAUCACAACCCUCGCUCCAGCCAGAGUCACAUGCACACCCACAACCCCAUGCCCGGUGGUCCUCCCCCACAGGCUCUCUCCCCACGGGUAAGCACUGACAUCCUGCAGCCCUAUAGCCUCAAAACCUCCAACCACUAUGGGCCCCGACCCCACCUCCCAACUUCGCCAUCCCUGCCCCCCAACCCUGCUGGUCUUAUGGACGUCCCCCAGGAUCCCUGUCGCCUGGCGUCAGCGCCUCACCCCCGUCAUCAGCCGUACCCAGGAGCUCACCAUCAGGGUAUGACCAACUCCUGGCAUGGCUACUACCACAACAACCACCAGCAGGGGAAUGCUGGCUACCAUGGACAACAGCACAACUCCCACAAUCGAAUGGCUACCAACCUGGAGAUGGAAAACAUACCUAAUAGCCUAGACUGUGAUGUAGACUCCAUCCUGCUCAAUGACUUUAUGGAAAAUGAGGGCAUGGACUUCAACUUUGAUGGCUCUCUGUCCCAAGGUCUGGGCAUGGGGAUGGGCAUGAGCUUAGGGGCAUUUGCUUGCCCUCCACAAGCUCACAGCAACCAGAGUUGGGUGCCAGGGUGA
Pleuronectes platessa (European plaice) is the source of this 2154-nucleotide messenger RNA. It is a transcript of the gene foxo6b, whose product is annotated as forkhead box O6 b. The transcript has 3 exons. Gene Ontology annotation, cellular component: nucleus. Gene Ontology annotation, molecular function: RNA polymerase II cis-regulatory region sequence-specific DNA binding; DNA-binding transcription factor activity, RNA polymerase II-specific. Bases 1 to 2154 code for a protein of 717 amino acids. Lineage: Eukaryota; Metazoa; Chordata; Actinopteri; Pleuronectiformes; Pleuronectidae. Gene Ontology annotation, biological process: regulation of transcription by RNA polymerase II. The record is from RefSeq and is a predicted model, not a curated record.